AGGAGACAAUUAGGGAAUCCCACGUGGGUAAUCAGGGGGCGUGGCACACACGAGGAGCGGACGAGCCGGGCAUCACAGAAUGGUAAUAAUUUUUAUUUAUCCUCAUUUUUAUUUUGUGCUUACACACGAAAAGGCAUUUAAACUAACAUCAGCAGAAGUUUUAAAUGUGCGACCUUGUGCUUUAGAGAACGACGAACUAGUAUUGUGUACUGUACAGCAGAUUAAAUAGGACAAAUAGUUUAUUGCGCAUAUCUACCGCACUGCGGCGCUGUCUGUUUGCUUGAUUAUGAGUGGAGUUGCGUCUACCGAGGCAAACCGUGACGCUUCAGUGUCUAGCUGCUAUUAUACGGAAAGGCUAGAAAUUGAAAUACAGAAAUUAACACUCAAGAUGGUCAAAGGGACUGAGGCAGUCACGGAAUAUCAGCCUUUGCUCAGUGAUAGUAACAUGAAGCUUCCUAAUAAAUCCCUCCUGCUGGCUAUUUGCGCAGUCGGCAUCGGAGGCAGCUUUCAGUGCGGUUAUAACAUGUCCAUUAUGAACGCUCCCACAAAGUCAAUCCAGAAUUUCAUCAACCAGACCUGGCUGGGCCGAUACGAGAUAGACAUCACAGAGCACAUGCUUACUCUGCUGUGGUCCAUCAUCGUCUCCAUUUUCACACUUGGGGGUUUGAUCGGUGCUACCUUUGGUGGAAAACUGGCCAUCAAGCUUGGGAGGAAAGGGGCCCUAUUGAUAAACAACACCUUUGCCUUGCUGGCCGCUCUGUUGAUGGGGCUGAGUUAUCCAUCGGGAGUCUAUGAGCUUCUUAUUGUUGGCCGUUUUCUGUCCGGGAUUAAUGCGGGUGUCGGCGUGUGUGUGCAGCCCCUGUAUCUGGGGGAAAUCGCCCCGAGAGCAUUUCGUGGGGCAGUGGCGAUGGGUACAUCCAUCUUUAUAACCGGUGGUAUUUUGGUAGGACAGGUGAUUGGCCUCAAAGAGCUGCUUGGCAGGGACGACCUCUGGCCUGUUCUGCUGUCCACCACGUCCAUCCCAGCCAUGAUGCAGCUUCUUAUUCUGCCCUGGUUCCCAGAGAGCCCGCGGUACCUGCUCAUCGAACGAGGCGACAGUGAUGCGUGCACAAACGCACUGAGAUGGCUGCAUGGCCAGCAGGACUACAGUGCGGAAUGGGAAGACAUGGAGAGGGAGAGGAUCAGCAGCCAGGGGCAGGAGCCAAUGUCGCCAUGGCAACUUGUCAGGAACCCCACCCUCCGCUGGCAGUUGACCACUUCAGUGCUGCUGAACGGCAUCAAUGCUAUUUAUUUCUAUGCCAGUUACGUGUUUGGCCAGUCAGGGAUUCCAGCCAGCAAAAUCCCCUACGUGACACUGGGGACGGGUGCUUGUGAGUGUCUCACGGCCCUCACCUGUGGCAUGCUCAUCGAAUCACUCGGAAGGAGAGUGUUGAUCAUCGGGGGUUACUCACUGAUGACCUUUUGGUGUGCCUGUUUAACCUUAACGCUGACUUUACAGGACAUCAGCCCCUUGGUGCCUUACCUAAGCAUGGCUUGUGUCUUCGCUUUUAUUCUGAGCUUUGGUCUGGGACCAGGCGGUGUGACCAACAUCCUAAAUGGCGAGCUAUUCACCCAGACCUCGCGAUCAGCUGCCUACAUGAUUGGAGGCUCCAUAAACUGGUUGAGCUUAUUCAUUAUAGGCAUUUUGUUCCCAUUCAUUGUGAAUGGCCUGAUGCAGUACUGCUUCCUUGUGUUCCUGGUCAUAUGCUGCGUGGUGGCAACAUACAUAUUCUUCAUGGUCCCAGAAACCAAGAACAAAACCUUCCUGGAAAUACAAGCUGAGUUCCAGUCUAAAUAUGAAAGGAAAAAUAAGACGAGGAACAGCAGAGGAGCUGGAAUUACCCUCUGCUCGGUGUCACGGUGAAAUCAUGUGUGUCUGGAGUGUGCAUUUAAAAACAUAAUAAUAUCGCUGUAAUUAUUAUUACUACUAACACUACUACUACUACUACUAAUAAUAAUAAUACUAAUAAUAAUAAUAGUAGUAGUAGUGGUGGUAUACUGUUAAUAUCAGAUGGGUGGCAUCUCUGAAUUGUUCAAUAGACCUUGAUGUCUAGACGAUGCGAUAUCGCUAAAUAUUUACAGCAGUGUUUUUGCAGGGUGAGUCAUGCAGACGAAACAACACAGGGUGCUGUGAGCUUAAUUACUAUACAUGUUAUCGAUAAAUGAAUUAAGUCCCUUUUGUCUGUGGUAAUUAACUUGGAGAGGAGGUGUAUAGCCUCGGAUAAUGAAGAUCAAAUGGGAGAGUCAUUACUUUGCUUGAUACGCAACUGUGCCAAAAUGUUACAACUAGUCUUACUGCUCACACUAAAAAUACACUCAGUCACAAAAAAGUUAAGCACCCAGAUGGAGUGGUGGAAAUAAAAUGAAUCUGCACGUGG
Brienomyrus brachyistius is the source of this 2417-nucleotide messenger RNA. RefSeq names its product solute carrier family 2 member 11b (gene slc2a11b). Gene Ontology annotation, biological process: monosaccharide transmembrane transport. The record is from RefSeq and is a predicted model, not a curated record. Gene Ontology annotation, cellular component: membrane. Lineage: Eukaryota; Metazoa; Chordata; Actinopteri; Osteoglossiformes; Mormyridae. Bases 287 to 1903 code for a protein of 538 amino acids. Gene Ontology annotation, molecular function: hexose transmembrane transporter activity. The transcript is spliced from 12 exons.